GUCACACUAACGAACCGUAUGCAGGAGAACCUGAUACAAAAAACGAGCGCCAAAAUGAUUCCCGCCAAAAUGUUACAGUGGCGCGCCGUCGUUUCAGCGCCCACAACAAAGCGCUGUGCAUACGCAUCUGGCAAUAAUACGACAUUGUGUGACUUUGUUUUUGGAUCAAAAUUGUUUGUAGCUCAGCUGAGAAGGGGAACUUCAUCCAGGACGGUGACCAAGAUCUUUUUUCACAGCAGUGACGCUUUCCACCAUGAUCAAAGCACACAAAGCAGACCUGUGGAUGGUUCUACUUCUAGUUGCUAUUGGCGUCCAAGCAAGUCAUCUCGAGGAUGGAGCCAUCUUCCUGGAGCGAGGCAACCCUGGCAUCCUGUCCUGCCCUCUCGUCGCAUCCGGACGAAUCCCGCUGGAUCAGAUCGAAGUCAUGUACUGGUACUUCCCCCAAGUACGAGAUGAAGACAUCUUGAUCUCCUACUUCCUAGGGAACGUCGCUCCACAAAACGGCAUCCCGGAGGGCGUGUAUGACAUCAACAGAAAUUUCUCUCUGGUUGUUGAGAACGUCACUGAAUCAGAUGGAGGGACCUACUUCUGUAGGGUCAAACCGAAGUGGAAAGUGGUGGUUGAUGGGCACGUGACUAUGCGUGUCAAAGUAUCACCCACGGAGCUGUUUCCCGACGUGACCCAAUGCACUGCACGCAUUACGGAGACUGCGUGCGAGGCAGUGUUGCCAUACGACAUCAAGAACCCGUGGUUGAUGUGCAUUGUACGGGAUACCAAGCCUGCCGUGGCUCUCCGAUGGCUGCUGGAGUAUAGUGACGGCGACACACAACUUAUAAGCGACAGGUUCACCGUACAACCGAGUGAGUAUUCAGUGAACACCUUCACUACCUCAGCAUCAAUCCCAAUUAUAGCGAGUAAUUCGGCCCCCUACAUGUACAGAUGUCAAGCAUACGGGGAGGCUCUGGGCGCCAGGAAUGGUAGCCACGUGACGGUGACGGUGACUGUCACCACAGCUCAUCAUACCACGCAAACACCACAUUUUCCACCAGUUGCAACUAGCUCAGCUGUAACGGAUAAGGAGGCUCCAUAUACUUCGCAUAAUGCAGUGAUUGGGCCUACAGACACUCCAGAUGGCUAUCGAUAUGCCUUUAUUGCGACUACAGUUGCCCUUUGCCUGGCCCUAGUUGUCAUCGUUGGUUUGGUUAUUGCUGUGUGCAAGUUACAGACGGACAGUAAGGCGGAUAAUAGCAAUGAUACGGUUGCGAACCAUGCAGGAAACUUGAAGAGGUUCAGUGGAAAUGAAGGAUCCAAGGGUGAACUUUGCGAAAUGGAUCUGGAGUCCGAAGUCCUGAAACCACUUCACCAUUGCUGAACAUUUAACAUUGCUGAACAUUUAUUUCAACGUUGUUAUGUCACUAGAGAUAUUAAAUCGUUAUGUUAACAUUUAAGCAUACAAAAUAUAAUACGAAGUAAUUUUACACAACACCGUUAUUAACAUACAUAAUCCACAUACAUAAUCCACAUAACAACACGGGGAUAGGGUGAAGCGAUCGCUUUUGUUUCCUGAUCCGUUGGACACUUAAAGACUGACAAUUAAGUACGAACUAAGGACAAUGACAGACAAACAAACA
Molecule: messenger RNA, 1631 nt
Organism: Patiria miniata (bat star)
Lineage: Eukaryota; Metazoa; Echinodermata; Asteroidea; Valvatida; Asterinidae
Exons: 8
Coding region: 254-1372 (372 amino acids)
Source: RefSeq, a predicted model, not a curated record